Molecule: messenger RNA, 4840 nt
Organism: Anas platyrhynchos (mallard)
Lineage: Eukaryota; Metazoa; Chordata; Aves; Anseriformes; Anatidae
Source: RefSeq, a predicted model, not a curated record
UUUAUACAUUUCCCUUUUGUAUUUUUAUUGUUUUCCCUUUUAUUUUUAUUGUUCCCCCUUUUUAUACUGCUUUUCCUUUCGUUUCCCCCCCUUUAUAUAUUUUUCCUUCAAUUUCCCCCUUUUUAUAGAUUCUCCCUUCAAAUUUUAUCCCCUUUUUACAUAUUUCCCCUUCGACUUUCCCCCCAUUUUAGAGGUUUUACCUCCAAUUUCCCCCACCUUUUUGUAGAUUUUACUUUCAGAUGUUCCCCCUUUUAUAGGUUUCCCUUUCAAUUUUCCCCCCUUUUAUAGAUUUCCCCUUCAAAUUUGCCCCCCUUUUGUAGAUUUCCCCUUCAAUUUUCCCCCCCCUUUUAUAGAUUUCCCCUUUGUUUUUUCUCCCAUUUCAUAGAUAACCCCUUCAAAACCCUCCUCUUUUAUACAUUUCCCUUCCGACUUUUCCCCCUUUCAUAUCCUUCCCCUUCCUAUUCCCCCCUUUCCCCCAUUUCCCCUUCAAAUCCCCCCCUCGCAUAGACUCCCCUUCAAAUUUCCCCCCUUAUCCAUACCUCCCCUUCACAUUUCCCCCUUCUAUCAAUUUCCCCUUGGCUUUUUCUCCCCGUUUACGUAUCCCCCCCCGCCCUCCCCGUCCCACCUUUCCCCUCCUCUCCCCCCCAGCCCCGCAGCGGGUGCGAUGAGCAGCGGGCUGGUGCUGCGCGCCCCGCUCCCCGAGGACGCCUCGGCGUUCACCCCGCUCAAACCCGUCACCAUGUCGGGGGAGCCCGGCGAGGACGCCUCCGUCUUCGAGGACAUCAAGCCGCCCGCCCGGGCCCUGGACAACCCUCCCGACCUGGCGCAGGGACGAUCCGAGAUGGACAAGUACCUCUCCAGCCAGGUGCCUCCCGUCCCCAUGAUGCCGGACAAGAAGUACCGCCGGGAGAGCGCCUCGGUGGUGGAUGAGUUCUUCUCCUCCGAGAAGCCCAGCUCCACGCCGUACAGCGUGAACAUCAACGUCAUCCUGCCCGACACCACGCACUUGCGCACGGGACUUUACCGGCCCCCCAAGCCCCUCACCCCCUUCCCGCAGAUCAAGACGGAGCCCGGCACCAGCUUCGCCCAGCCCUGCUCCUCCACCGCGGGCUCCACGCAGACCCUGCCCGACUUCACCAGCGUCUUCAGCAUGCCCCAGUCCGUGGCCGUCAACAACAUCUUCAUCAAGCAGGAGAUGCCCUCUGAGAUGCCGCUGUCCAGCAGCCCGCAGCAAGCCCAGCUUUACCAGCUGCCUCUUGGCAGUGGCACCGCUGACCUGACCCCGCUGACCCCCUCCUCCAACAGCACCACAGCCAUCAACAGCCUGAGCGGCGUCACCAUGUCCACAGGUAACGCCAUGUCCAGUGUGCUCCACAGAGCCGGAGGGCCGGUUAAGCAGUACCCACAUGUCUCCCAAGGACAGGGAAACUUCAGCAUCUCAGGGCAGUUUUACCCCGUGCCGGGGGUGAACCUGCCCCCUUCGCCCCCCAACUCGCAGCCCGGCAGCCCAGAAAAUCAACCAGAGCUCAUCAACACCAUCUCUCCCCCACCAUCCUACGAAGCCACUUUUGGACUGAAGCUGGUCCAGUCAUCCCAGGUCCCCCCAGUCCCCAACAGCCUUGGGAGCCUCUCCCAAGGGCACAUUGUCAUGCAGCCCCCCAAAUACAACAGACGCAACAACCCUGAGCUGGAGAAAAGGAGGAUCCACCACUGCGAUUACCCAGGUUGCACAAAGGUUUAUACCAAGAGCUCCCACCUGAAGGCGCACCAAAGGACUCACACAGGCGAGAAGCCCUACAAGUGCACCUGGGAAGGCUGCGACUGGCGCUUCGCCCGCUCCGACGAGCUGACCCGGCACUACCGCAAGCACACGGGCGCCAAACCCUUCAAGUGCAUGGCCUGCGGCCGCUGCUUCUCCCGCUCCGACCACCUGGCCCUCCACAUGAAGCGGCACCAGAACUAGGGGGCCACCGCCACCGCCACGUCUCCGAGAGCAGCUGGGAACUCUUCCCCGAGGGGACCUCUCCUCCGCUUGUACAUAGGAACAACCCCACGCUGAGAUCAACCGGCAGGGCAGCGAGCGAGCCCCGUCCCCGCUGUUCCUGGUUUUAAAAGAAAUCUCAUUAAAAAGAAAUGAUAAUUAGACUGAUCUUGCGACGAGGCUCCCUGCAGCACUGGGGCGAUGGGCCUUGGAUGGCAAAGGGCUUUCUUCCAGCAAACCUGCUAUUUAUUUGUCACUUGGGAGCAGCUGUCCUUCGCAUCCUGAGCUCGUGGGGACGUUUUGCCCCUCUCGGGUGGUGCCUUUGGGGAGCCCGAGGAGGGCUGGGAUGGGCUGGUGGGCCUGGGAGGUGCCACCAUCGGUGCCACCCUCUUGGACUGCCCCGUGUCAUGGCUGUGGAUGGCACUGGUGAUGCGCAGGAGCGGGGCUGCUUGGGUUGACAACCCCAGUGUCUCUGGGGGCAUGGAAGAAAGCAUGAAGUACUGACCUGACGUGCCUUCAAGCAAGGGACGGCGCAGAAGCGGGUGACAAAAGCUCUGUCCCAUCGAGCCCACCCCUGGUUUGCUGGCCACCAGCUGUGAGUGCCAGGUUUCCUGGUUGUGUCCUUAGCAUUUCCACUUCCAAUACGAAAUGUGACUCCGGGGGACUCUGGGAGGACCAGGGUGGGUCUUGGAGCAGAAGACCCACCCGUAAGCCCUGGCUUCCCAGAACACGCCGUGCCUCUCCUCCAGCGGGCAGCUUCUGCCCCUGCCUUCACCACGCACACGAAGACCCAGUCGUUGCCAAUCACUGACGGUGCACUGUCGCCGUUUCACCAAGUUCAUACAGAAAGGGAAGAGGAAAAAAAAAAACAAACAGGCAUCUUCAUAACAAAUUCCGAUAAAUCCUGCUGUUCAGACUGUGAUCGUGUUACCUACCUCACCGGCUCCCUGCCCCGGGCUCUGCAAGGCACUGUCCUCCUCUUCCUUGGGUGCUGUGAUGCGUGGGGCACCUCAGCUCCUCUUCAAAGCCUACCAGGGGUGAAGCAUGGGCAGAACAAGGACCAGGCCAUGCCAGUUUAACCAGCAGCCAUGGAGGUAAUAAAUAAAUCAGGAACAAAUAAACGGGCCCGGCGUGCUCAACAGAAUAUUGAUUUCCACCUCCACCCCCUCCCAGCUCCCCUUUUGUUCUUCCUUGAACAAAUGGAAGGGACAUGCGGGUGGAGGUGUCUCCUUGCCAGGAACCGACCCGCAGCAUCUUCAGGCGGUGGAAAUGUGAAGGAAGGGCCCCAGCUGCAGGUUAGCCAAAAUCCGCGGCCAGGUUCCUGGUGGCUCUUUGCCUUCGAUGAGUAAAGCUGGUCCCACCUGCGGCGCACACAGCCCGUCCUGCCGUGCCAGGAGGAAGAGGUUGAAGCUUUUGGGAUGAUGUGGCAUGGCAUGAGCCUGGCAGCAGUGAGGUCUUUGUGUGAGCACGGUGUCGUCCUCCUCCUGUCCCGUGGCACCCAGCAGGAAGGGGUGGAGGGGUGAGGUGCACCCCGGCGCACUGAAUUGGCGGGUGACUUGCCAGGCUUCCUCGGUGCUGAGGCUGGGAACGGGCUUGUCCCCUCUCCACCUUGUAGGCUGUGGGGUCUCCACCUGCACUGGGGUCUGGGAGGAGCACUGGUUUCCCCUCUAGCUUCUAUUUGGAGACCCACAGAGCAGGGUCAGGGCAGAGGGGGAAGUCCUUGCCUAUGGAAACCCCCCUCUGGCACAAACACGGCGGUGUUUCUCCUUUCUUGGGUGGGUUGAGCUCACCCCAAAGGAAUCCAGGGUAGUGCAGGAGAUGCCCCAGCCAGCCGCUGCCAGUGUCUACAGGCUCGGUGGGGCUGGUGGGAACCCAACGCCACCGUGCUGGGACCAGUCCUGUCCUCAUCCCCCUGCUGCGUGCUGUGACCGCCAGCCUCCAGGCGAGGCUGAACCUCCCAGUGUCACCUCAUGUGCCCUCCCGGAGGGGUUUCAUUGCCUCCCCUUUUAUUUUGGGGAGACAAACCUCCAGCCACCGCCACUUCCAGCUCUCGGGGUGCAAAACCCGUUUGCUGGCGAAGAGCGAAAGCCAAACCAAGCAACAGGCAGCUUUAAGUCUUUAGGGGAAUUUGGAAUAAUUUUCCCAAUGAUCCUGUGUUUUUGUUUUUGUUUUUUUACUACAGAAAAAAAUGCACCUGCUCAUCCUCACAUAGAUAUAUAUAUAUAUAUUUGUUGUAUUUGAGAUUAUUUUUUGAUGAGGGGAUGGCAGGGGAAGACGUGUCUUAACGCAAACCCCACCCCUGUGCAGCUCUGCACCUCUGGUCCGCAUGCAAAAUGCUGCCAUGCAAAUGUUUUACUAGCGCAAAGGCAACACUCAAUAACAAAGGAAAGAGUCCACAGCAACGCCUCGGCUUUUAUUCCCCCAUUUCUGCCUCCAACCAUGCACUCGGUGCUGCCCGUGAGCCCCAGCAGCUGGGGCAGGUGGGAGGGAUGCGGAGGGAGGGCACGCAGGUGGCACUGGGGAAGGUUUGUGACCCCGGGGGUCUUCUCCUGUGACAUUUCCAUGCUUUGUGCAGAACAAACCUGGCUUUUGGCAGCCGGGAGGCGCUUGUAUCAUAGCAGAAAGAGGCUGUAAAUAGGAAAGCACCGCAUCGCUUGGCGGGGCUGUGCGGGCUGGACUUGAUCGUUCACUGCCCGAGACGAGCACAGCGAGAAAAAAUGUUUGGGACCUGGAAAACUUGGGUAGAAGGUUUAUUUUUCCAGUGAUGCUUUUUGUUUGUUACACAGCCCCCCAACUCCGAAACUCCCUACGACUUUUAAUCUAUCUAAUAUUUUGUAAUAAAAUUUUAUCACAUGGCGA